CAGUGCACGCCCGGCUGCCGUCACGAGAGCACGGUGAACGCCGCUUGUGAAUUCCUCGGUACGUACACCACCCAGCACGUCAAAACCACGUCGCGAGACAACGAACGGCCUCCGACUUGCCCCGAAAAUUAGUUUCUUCGUUCCCCCUCUCUCUUCGCCUCUUCGUCUCUUCUUCUCUUCUUCUUCACCCCGAUCUCUCCCUGCCCUUCUUUCAUCCCCCACCCCCCCCCCCCGAAAUCUGCGUCGCCACACGCGCGCAGCGAUCAAACCCACCCACCGACGCACUCCUCGGCGUCUUCUCCUCGCAAUCCGUCGACUCGACGCGACGCCGCGUCCUUCCGUCCCAAUCCCGUCGGACUUCCACGCGCUCGCUCGCCAUCGUUACCAUAGCAACGCGUGGCGAUCAGCUGACGACGGUCCGAACAUUUGACAGUCGGCACCGAGCUGCGACAACCUUCGCGCGGCUGGCAGUGCGAGCCUGGCGGUUGAUCGCGCGCGGUUCAACUUGCUCUCUCGCCCACGCGUCUCAUUGUCAGAGACGCGAACGAGCAGCUGGUGGUAAACAAAUGAACGGAGAGAGAGACGACAAACGUCGCUCGCUGCUCGGCCGUUAGGUCUCGACGAGUGCCGGACGGAAGGAGGAUCGUCGUCCUCUUUCGCCUGUCGCGCGGCUUCUCCUCGACGAACCUUCGACCUUUGACAACGGCGCGUGUUUUGUGCCCGGCAGUUUUGUGCGUCGUCUAACCGCGCCGUCUUGUUGUUAUUAUUGUUGUUUGUUGUUAUUGUUACGUACGUAUACGGGAAAAGAAGUGAGCAUCGUGCGGCUGUUCGGCGUAUUUGUUUGAACGAGUUACGGUAGUCGAAGAAGGGCGUUGGGUGAAUACGCGUCUCUCGUCUCCUUCACGGAGUCGAGGAUUACGAGGACGGGGCGAAAUUCAUGGUGAAUUUAACCCACGGAUCGUUACGACGACGGUGAUGAUAACGACGAUGACGACGGUGACGAUUGCGGUUACUGCGGCGGUUAGUAUCGAUCGAGGAGUGACGGGAGUCGAGGGUAAACGUGAAUUGGUCGUCGUCGGUCAGCGGAGUUGAGUUCCUCCGAUACUCUGGUGCGAAUGAAACAACGUCAACACCACGCCGUCGCAUAUUAUUGCCGUUUGUAGUCGAUACCCGUCGUUCUCAAGGAUAACAAAAACAAUCGACGAUGGUCGCCACGUUGUUUUGGUGUGAUGGGACUGAAUUGACGAACGGAAAAAUAUAUUUAAACGGCAAAGAAUAAAGAAGGUUAAACAAUGCACGAAAAUAGGUACGGACUUGUAGCCAAGUUGUUAACGUUAACGUUCUGACGAUAGCCGGUGUGACAGCUGCGUAAGCUGUGGUUAAACAUACAUAAAUGCACGUGUAACGCGUUAUCGUACUUUCAGAGAGAGAGAGAGAGAGAGAGCGAGAGAGAGAGAGGAGCGCGACGCAGCCUCGUCGAGAAAACAAUAUUUCAAACCUAUCCAUAUUAUUCACGUAACUUACACGCGCACACCCACCCACCCACAAACAGACCAAACGUACGCAUACACACAGACAGAAAUACUCGCGUUACGUUGCGUUAGGCUUGCACAGUGGUUCUUUUUCUUUACGGGAUGUAUGCACACAACUCCCUGAUCCAUGUAAUAAGAAAGAUGUGCAGUGUUGAGUGACAGCUACGUGUCGUAUUUGUGUACGAAGAAAAUUUACAGAAGAUAAGCAUUGACAUAGAUAUAAUAAUAACGAAAACAGCAACAACAACAACAACAAAUGGUAAUAAUAAUAACCACAAGAUGAAGAAAAAUUGACGCGACUGGCGGGAAAUCGUCGCCGAUCCUUGGAUUAAAAAGAUCGCAACGAAACUUGGAACGCGCAAUCGUCGUCAUCGUCGUCCUCACCCGAAGCCAGAAGUCGACAGAGUGACAAGGAGUUCCCCGAACGGGCCAGUAUUUUAUGCCAGUACCCAACCAGAGGCCAGUGUAGGUGGCCGGUGUUUUUGUCCCAUGCCGGCCGGUUGCAAUUUAACUUUAGUUAGCUAAUUUCAUAGGUUGAAUUUUUACGCGUACAUAUAAACAAAACCAACAAGAACAAGAACGAUAACAGCGACGAGUCGCUGUUUCGAAUAAAUUCGCGUUCUACAUAUAUAUUUCUAAAUAUAUAUUCGAGAUCGUCCGUCGCGCGAGUAAUAUGUUGAUACAAAGUUGGGAUCGAUGCAGUGUGUUUUCAGACUGAAGUGACGGGAGUGAUUCAAUAUCGUGAUUUUCAUUCGAUUUUCUUUCUUCGUCUUUUUGUGACGUGGAUUCGAGAGAUAAAUAAUACACAUAUAAAUAUCGCAUACAUACGUAUAUCCGUAUAUAUAUACCUUCGGACAUAACAACGGUUGUGAAGAGCAACGGCUGAUAAGUGAAACGGGAGAGGAGGAAGUACGUCCAGUGGUGGCCGGAAACGCGGACUUAAACCGAGAACGCCAACCUGCAAUCAAGGUUCAUGGUUUUCAUGGAGGAGAGCGAGCUCUCGAGCAAGCGGUGGGCCAGUGCGCCCCGCCGUCCGGACAGCCCCUACAUCCUGGGGGCCCCCACGUCUAGGGAGGCGGCGGGUCCCCCUGUGCAGCUGGAACCCGUGGACUUAUCGGUUAAAACGCCUGUGGUGCUGCAGGUGCCAAGGUACAGUCCGGCAGUGGUAAUCGCCGCAGCUCGCAGAAUCCCAACGCCAUCGACGACACCCGCAACGCCCGCGACGCCCUCGACGCCUACUCUGCCUCUUUCCACAUCCACCGGUAAGCGGCCGUUUCAACCGAGUUCUUCGCCUAGGCUACUCGCUAUCGUACCACCACCGCUGCCGCUGCGAGAUGUCGCGAGAGACAGGGAACGAGAGAGAGCAGCCGAGAGGGAACGGGACCGAGAGAGAGAGCGGGAGCGGGAGCGGGAGAGGGAGAGGGAGCGGGAGCGAGAGAGGGAGAGGGAGAGAGAACGACGGACGAGGGAAAGAGAGAGGCAACAGGAACGGCAACGAGAAAUUGAGCGAGAGAGGGAACGGGAGAAGGAACGGGAGAAGGAACGGGAGCGGGAAAGACAACGGGAGAGAGAAAGGGAGAGGGAGAGGGAUCGGGAGAGAGAGCGGGAGAGGGAGAGAGAUCGGGCGAGAGAGGUGACGGCGUGCGUGGCUGAACCCCCGGACGCCGUGCUAGUUUCUUCAUCGGCAGCCCUCCUCGCCCUCCAGAGGAUAAAAGAAGCCUCUCUAGUAUUUCACAAGCGACCUGCGCCUGCGGCUGGACUAGGGACGGGAGGAAGAGGCAACGGCGGUGUCGGUGGCAUCGGUGUGGUCGGAGGCAACGGAGGCGGACUGGGAGUUGACAGCGAGUGUGGAGAUGCCCUGAAAAGACGCAAGGUCCACCGAUGCGACGUCGCAGGUUGUGACAAAGUUUAUACGAAGAGUUCGCACCUGAAAGCUCACAAGAGAACGCACACAGGGGAAAAGCCGUAUCAGUGCACGUGGGUGGGAUGCACGUGGAAGUUUGCGAGGUCGGACGAAUUGACGCGGCAUUACCGAAAGCAUACCGGUCAAAAACCGUUCAAGUGCCACCUUUGUCAGCGUUCCUUUUCAAGGAGCGAUCACUUGUCUCUCCAUAUGAAGAGGCACUGAUCGUCGUCGCGGCCGCGUUACGUCGAAAGCCGAAGAAGAAUCCUACAGCUACGACGUUCGAGUACAUUCGGGACCUGAUGAGCCCCUCCCCGAGGAGAGACUACACGAUAUGCCUGCCAGGUGAGGACGGGUCGAGGAGGGGAGCACUAGAAAAACAAAAUAAAUAAAAAGAUUAAAUAAAAACGUUCACUAGAUUUAGAAGUCUUAGAAUGAAAGAGGGAAACGAUUUAGUUGAGUGGUUUUACCUUGACGUAUGAACAAAUCCACUGCAAUAUACAUAUGAUAAAUGUAGUAUACAUACAUACGUAUAUCCAGGUAGCGCCGUACUUUAAAAUUCAACGCUGUAUGGUAUUCAAAUUUGUGUGUUAUUUUACAUAUACGUAUAUCAGUCCGCGCAAACCUCGGUUCAGUUACGGCCAGGGGUAUAAAACCACGCGAUCACGGAUUGGCCGCAGUUUGUUACAGGUACGGAUGCUCCGUGCAGAAACUGUUCAAACGAAGAAUUUCAAUUACGCAACAAUAUUUUAAUCGAAAAGUUAGUAUUUCAGAAGAAGAAAAAAAAAAUGAAAAUGGUGGAAAGAUGAAAAAAAAAUAAAUAAAUAAAUAAAUAAAAACCGCUGCGGGUUCAGCACGAUAAACGUCAUACGAUGGUAAAAAAUUCUCCAUUUUUAGCUUAAUUUUUUAAUAAUUUGUUCCAAUUCCAAUUAACUUGAUACGAUUAAAUAAGGCCAGCUCAACUAGUCUAGAGCGUUAUAGUAAUGAUCCACUGACAAGGGAAGAGGAAAAAGAAGUGAAGAAUAUUGAAUUAAAAAAGAAAAUAGAGCCAGUAAUAAUACAAUAUUUUAGGAUAAAUGAUAACGAUUACGAAUAAAUAAUUAAAGUAUGUUACUAAAUAAAUAAAGUAAAACUCCGAUAACGGAGCUUGGGACUUAGCAUGCUCAGUUAAAUGAAAUAUACAAUCGUGAUGAAUCUAAUAAGCAAUGUGAAAACAAAAUCGAGUAAAUUAAAAUAAAUAAUUAGGGUGAAUUUUAGAAACUAUUCAAAAUGCACAAAGAAUUUCGCGUUUAGGAAUGGACAAUCGAUGAAUCUGUAAAUUCUAAGAGCCAGUAUUAGACGUCUGUAAAUCACUGCAAUGGAUCAGUCAAGACCUCUCUCGAAUCUUUGCGAAACUAAUUUCGUACUACGUAAUCUCUAUCGCGUCCCGAAACAAUAAUAAUAUAUAUGGUAUUACAUACCGUACGCAAUUGUUUUUUCGCGAUCGAUUGACGGAUUCGAUCUGAAUAUAUAUAGGUAUAUAUAUUUGUAUAUUCAAGCAAUAGACGUUCUAAAUUAAAAGUGUAAAAUUAAAUUUAAAAAAUCUAUACUAUUAUGAUAGAAUGCCAGUUAACGGACAGUAUAUCGUAAGUACCUAUAACUAUGUUAUACUUCGAUCUAGCGAAUUCGAUAUGUACCUACAUACUUAUUUAAUCUCAGCUCAAAAUUUUCAUGCACUUCUGUUGAUGAUACUGGAAGAUGCCUAAAUGAAAAUCUCGGUAUGAAUCGCAAGGACGCGCGAAUUUUAACACUCAAAAACGCGUUCACCGGACGUUUUAAUCUUUCGCAAACUUCAUUUGUCUUAAGUUUUGUACGUAAUAUUUUGCACUCUAGACAACCGUAAAAACUUUACAAGUUAAAUAAAAAUAAAUAAGUUAAUAAAUCUAGCAUUCUUUUAGUUUGUAAAAUAAUUUUAGCUUUCGUCGCACCGCCGAUUGCAAAGAACUGCCACAAAUGUGACAGGGCUGGGAGAAGGGGGAGGUAGAUAGAGAAAAAGGAGAGCGUUGCGAAAAAAGCGACACGGAUGAGUUCAGUAUCGUCCGUGUAACAGACACACACUUACGCUCUGUAAAUCGGCUGUACAGCGCGUUCAUUAUCGAUUAGCUAAUAUUUUAUUUUUCUUAACGAUGAAUAACGAUAAUUAAUAAAUAUACUAAAGAUAGAGAAACUUUGAAACAAUGGAACAAGAUGCCAGUAUAUACUAGAGCCAGUUAUCCUAAAACCUCUACGUAUAAGAUUACAUAUACUAUAGAGAAGAAAAGCAAAAUGAGAAAAAAAAAAUAACAAUAAUAAUAAUCAAUUAACUUUAUCGCAUACGCUACUUUAUCAUAUAGGAAAUAGUGCCUUGAAUAA
Molecule: messenger RNA, 5826 nt
Organism: Neodiprion virginianus
Lineage: Eukaryota; Metazoa; Arthropoda; Insecta; Hymenoptera; Diprionidae
Product: mental retardation GTPase activating protein homolog 4-like
Exons: 8
Coding region: 2506-3660 (384 amino acids)
Biological process (GO): regulation of transcription by RNA polymerase II
Molecular function (GO): DNA-binding transcription factor activity, RNA polymerase II-specific; RNA polymerase II cis-regulatory region sequence-specific DNA binding
Source: RefSeq, a predicted model, not a curated record